UAUGGUGAGAGCAAGGGUUCAGUUGUUGCUGGGAAUUCUUUUCCUGGCAUCACUUUCUGUCUCUUUCGGCAUUGUCCACCGGGAGCACCAAGAGAGCCAAGAAGAGUCUGAUUCAAGAGGACAAAAUAACCCCUUCUACUUCANCUCCNACAGGAGGUUCCACACUNUAUUCAAAAACCAAUAUGGUCAUCUUCGGGUCNNNCACAGGUUCGACCAACGCUCCAAACAAAUUCAGAAUCUUGAAAACUACCGUGUCGUAGAGUUCAAGUCCAAACCCAACACCCUCCUUCUUCCUCACCAUGCUGAUGCCGAUUUCCUCCUAGUCGUCCUUAAUGGUAGAGCCAUACUCACUUUGGUGAACCCUGACGGCAGAGACUCCUACAUUCUUGAGCAAGGCCAUGCUCAGAAAAUCCCUGCAGGAACCACUUUCUUUUUGGUUAACCCUAACGACAACGACAAUCUCAGAAUAAUCAAACUCGCCAUACCUGUUAACAACCCUCACAGAUUUCAAAACUUUUUCCUAUCUAGCACAGAAGCCCAGCAAUCCUACUUGAGAGGCUUCAGCAAGAAUAUUCUAGAGGCCUCCUUCGAUAGCGACUUCAAGGAGAUAGACAGGGUUCUAUUUGGAGAAGAGAGACAACAGCAGCAUGGGGAAGAGAGUCAGGAAGAGGGAGUGAUUGUAGAACUUAAAAGGGAACAGAUUCGGGAAUUGAUCAAACAUGCCAAAUCUAGUUCAAGGAAAGAACUCUCCUCCCAAGAUGAACCAUUCAACCUGAGAAACAGCAAUCCCAUCUACUCCAACAAAUUUGGAAGGUGGUAUGAGAUCACCCCGGAGAAAAACCCCCAACUUAAGGACUUGGACGUGUUCAUCAGUUCUGUGGAUAUGAAAGAGGGAGGCCUUCUUUUGCCACACUACAACUCUAAGGCCAUAGUGAUACUGGUGAUUAAUGAAGGAGAAGCAAAGAUUGAACUUGUUGGCCCAAGCGAUCAGCAGCAGCAAGACGAAAGCUUGGAAGUGCAGAGAUAUAGAGCUGAGUUGUCUGAAGACGAUGUAUUUGUAAUCCCAGCAGCUUAUCCAGUUGCCAUCAACGCAACCUCCAAUCUAAAUUUCUUUGCUUUCGGUAUCAAUGCUGAGAACAACCAGAGGAAUUUCCUUGCAGGUGAGAAAGACAAUGUGAUGAGCGAGAUACCUACAGAGGUUUUGGAUGUUAGCUUCCCUGCGUCUGGUAACAAGGUUGAGAAGUUGAUAAAGAAGCAGAGUGAAUCCCACUUUGUGGAUGCACAGCCUGAGCAACAGCAGAGGGAGGAAGGGCAUAAGGGAAGAAAGGGUUCAUUAUCUUCAAUUUUGGGCAGUCUCUACUGAAUAAAUUUCUAGUAAGAUACAUGUGAGAGAGCUCACAGUGAGCUUCGAAUUAACGUGUCCGACA
Messenger RNA from Vigna radiata var. radiata (mung bean), 1427 nucleotides. Its product is annotated as beta-conglycinin, beta chain-like. The record is from RefSeq. Lineage: Eukaryota; Viridiplantae; Streptophyta; Magnoliopsida; Fabales; Fabaceae.